Messenger RNA from Ilyonectria robusta, 666 nucleotides. RefSeq lists its product as uncharacterized. The record is from RefSeq and is a predicted model, not a curated record. Lineage: Eukaryota; Fungi; Ascomycota; Sordariomycetes; Hypocreales; Nectriaceae. The coding region runs from base 120 to 629 and encodes 169 amino acids. The transcript has 2 exons.
GAACAUGCGAGUGAAUAAAGUAUGAAAGAAAAAGGACUCUUGACGCAGCGGAGACGGCGUCGAAUCGCCCAAAAGAGGAGAGACUUGUGCCGUUUCCACCGCCUGGUGUUGCGUUGUUCAUGUGCUUUUGUGCUGUGCCCGUUCUCUCUGGGCUUAAACGUGGGGCAAGUGCCUCGGAUCAACUCCUUCCCCAGGUUCGGCCACCACCCUUCCUUUGCUGUUUCCUUGUCCGUCACGCCACUUUUCGGACACAAGGACAAAUAUCGAACUGUGCACCUAUCGACCUGGAUAUCAACCUGGGUAUUGACCUGGAUAAGCAGUCACAUCAAUCAUCAAAUAGUACCAUCUGCGGCGGCUGCCGUCUCGACCGUCUUGUUGGGGAGAGGGCGUCAUGCCGAAUUUCCAUAUCCGAACAUCGAGGCCCACUAUCCCUGCUUCGCCCAGCACCUGCCACUUGCGGUGCAUUGAUAUUCGAUACUUGCUUCCAAGUCGGCGCUUUUGGACCUUCUUGCAUGAGAGACCUGGAUGGACUGCAUAAUGCGGCUCGUCAGAAGAUUGUAAUUCAAGAGAGUGGGUUUGUCAAUGAGUAUCUACAGUACUCUACUAUUCGCACACAGCAAGCCCCUUAAGCUAAACCUCAGGUAAACUAAUAUACCUUUUCUUGAA